AUAUAUACAGACAGUAUGACUAGUUCAUCAGUUGCAGCAAGGAGAGGUUGGGUAGUGGCAGCAAGUGUUGGAGUUGUGGAGGCCUUGAAAGACCAAGGGAUCUGCAGGUGGAAUUACACCAUGAGAUUACUGCAGCAGCAUGCCAAGAACCAACUUGGGUCGUUUUCUCAGGCCAACAAGUUCUCUUCCUCAUCUUCUGCUUUGGUCUCAAGUUUUAGACAAGAUGAGAAGGUAAAGCAGUCUGAGGAAUCUCUGAGGACAGUCAUGUACCUCAGCUGCUGGGGUCCCAAUUGAUCAUUCAUUCAGCCGCUCUUUCAAUUUUUAGUUAGGCAAGAACUCACCGGCCAUUUGAUCGAACAACUUGUAGGCUGUAGCCUGAAGGAAUUUGUAACUUUUCACAACGAAAUGUUAAAUCUAGAUCUUUGAGAUCUCUGUAAUUAAUGUAUUUACAAAUUAAUAUAUGAGAACUAAUUUAUCAUGCGAUCAA
Messenger RNA from Pyrus x bretschneideri (Chinese white pear), 487 nucleotides. RefSeq lists its product as uncharacterized. The transcript has a single exon. Bases 16 to 294 code for a protein of 92 amino acids. The record is from RefSeq and is a predicted model, not a curated record. NCBI's taxonomy places the organism in Eukaryota, Viridiplantae, Streptophyta, Magnoliopsida, Rosales, Rosaceae.